Messenger RNA from Telopea speciosissima, 3012 nucleotides. RefSeq names its product protein SMAX1-LIKE 3-like. Bases 141 to 2780 code for a protein of 879 amino acids. The record is from RefSeq and is a predicted model, not a curated record. The transcript has 4 exons. Lineage: Eukaryota; Viridiplantae; Streptophyta; Magnoliopsida; Proteales; Proteaceae.
CCAAUUCUCAUUAUUCUUCUUCUUCUUCUUCUUAUCCAAAUGAUACCAUACUCUCUACAAGCUCUUCUUUGAUCUCUCUCACCUCUUCUUGGCCUUUCAUCUACUAUUAUCAUACACUAGUAGAAGGAGAAAGAGGAAAAAUGAGAACAGGAGGUUGGACAUUGCAACAAGCUCUAACUGCAGACGCUGCCAAUGUAGUAAAACAAGCUGUAAACCUUGCAAAAAGGCGUGGUCAUGCCCAAGUAACUCCACUCCACGUAGCCAACACCAUGCUUUCAUCCUCAACUGGCCUUCUUCGAACAGCUUGUCUUCAAUCUCACUCUCAUCCUCUCCAGUGCAAAGCCCUUGAGCUCUGCUUCAACGUUGCCCUCAAUCGCUUACCAGCAUCCACUUCUAGUCCCAUGUUAGGUCACCACUCUCAUCACCCUUUCCUCUCCAAUGCUUUGGUUGCAGCUUUCAAGCGUGCACAAGCCCACCAACGCCGCGGAUCCAUCGAGAACCAACAACAACCUCUCCUUGCUGUGAAGGUAGAGAUAGAACAGCUCAUAAUCUCUAUCUUAGAUGACCCAAGUGUUAGUAGAGUCAUGAGAGAAGCAGGUUUCUCAAGUACCCAAGUGAAAAGCAAUGUAGAACAAGCUGUCUCUUUAGAGAUCUGUUCUCAAAAUCCUCCUAUUAGUAGUAGUAAACCCAAGGAAAGUAGUAAUAACAAUAAUAAUAAUCUUCUAGUACUUGGAAGUGUUUCCUCUCAACCCCCUCCUCCUCCUCCUCCUUCUUCUAUGGCUCAGUUUGGUGUGAAAGUUAGUAAACCAUUUAGGGCUUUUGAUCAAAUUAGGAAUGAAGAUGUGAUGAGUGUGCUUGAGACUUUAAUGCAUAGAAAAAGAAGUACUGUGAUUGUUGGAGAGUGUCUAGCUAGUAUUGAAGGUGUAGUUAAGGGAGUGAUGGAUAAGGUUGAGAAAGGAGAUGUUCAUGAGGGUUUAAGGGAUGUACAGUUCUUUAGUCUUCCUCUUUUCCCUUUUGGUCAUUUCUCAAAAGAAGAUGUUGAGCAGAAACUUGCUGAGCUUAGGUGUCUUUUGAAAAGCUGUGUUGGCCAAGGAGUUGUUUUGUAUUUGGGUGAUCUGAAAUGGGCUGCUGAGAUUAGAGCUAAUUCUAUUGAUCAAGGAAGGAGCUACUAUUGCCCAAUGGAAUACAUGAUUAUGGAGCUUAGAAGGUUGGUUUGUGGAAUUGAGAGUGGUAGGGUUUGGCUCAUGGGAAUUGCAACUUUCCAAACUUACACGAGAUGCAGGAUAGGAAAUCCUUCCUUGGAAGCUAUUUGGCAUCUUCACCCUCUUACAGUUCCGGCCGGCAGCUUGAGUUUGAGUCUCAACUCUGACAGUGAUUCACAAGGCCAGUUCAGAAGCAAGAGAACUGGAGAUGGGUCCAGUUGCUCUUUCCUUGAAGGUGGAGUAGAGAAGCAAUUAACUUGCUGUGUUGAUUACUCGUCCAAGUUCAAUAAUGAAGCUCGAAGUCGAGCAAGUAGUACUUACAAUGACUCUACGACGACUUCGACCACCUCAAGCUUACCUUCAUGGCUUAAACAGUACAAGGAAGAGAAUAAAAGAUUGAUCAGUAAUGAACAGGAUUGUAUCCAAGUCAGAGAUCUCUGCCAUAGAUGGAACUCAAUUGGCAGUUCAGUCCAAGAUCACCAACACCAAAAAUCUGAGAAGACCUUAACAUUCACUUCCAUAUCUCCCUCUUCCUCUACUUCAGUCUCUUCACAUGACCAUUACUACCCUAACAUGAACCAGACUCACCAUGGAUGGCCUAUCUUUGCUGAACCCAAACAAUCAUGGAGGGAACAUCACAUCUGGAUCUCUGACAAUGAUGUGGAUGAGGGAUUGGAACCCAAUUUCAAUAGAGAACCAAAAGCAGUUCUUGUAUCCAUCCCUAACCCUAACACUAACCCUAACCCUAGCUCCACACCAAAUUCAGCUUCUUCAAGUGAUGCAAUGGAAAUGGAGUACCAUCACAGGUUCAAGGAGCUCAAUGCAGAGAAUCUAAAAACCUUAUGCAAUGCACUAGAGCAAAAGGUUCCAUGGCAGAAGGAGAUAAUUCCAGAAAUAGCUAGCACCAUUCUUCAAUGCAGGUCUGGAUUGGUAAGGAGAAAGGAAAGGUUGAGAUACAGUGCACCCAAAGAGGACACUUGGUUAUUCUUCCAUGGUGUUGAUGUUGAAGGAAAAGAGAAGAUUGCAAGAGAAUUGGCUGGUCUUGUAUUUGGAUCUCAAGCUCAUUUCAUCUCAUUAGGCCUUAGCAGUUUCUCAUCGACGAGGGCCGAUUCAACCGAUGAUUUCAGAAAUAAAAGAUCAAGGGAUGAAUCAAGUUGUAGUUAUCUUGAGAGAUUUGCUGAAGCAGUUUGCAGUAAUCCGCAUCGCGUUUUCUUAAUGGAAGACAUUGAACAAGUUGAUUAUCGAUCUCAAUUGGGUAUCAAAAGAGCAAUUGAAAGAGGAAAAGUAACCAAUUCGAAUGGCGAAAAAGUUUUUCUUCAUGAUGCGAUAGUCAUUUUGAGUUGUGAAAGCUUCAGCUCAAGAUCAAGAGCUUGUUCCCCUUCUGUGAAGCAAAAGUCUGGUGAGAUGAGUGAAGAAGAGAAGAAUGGAGAAGGUGAGAAAGAGAUAAGUCCUUGUGUCUCCUUGGAUUUGAAUCUUUCUGUGGAUGAAGAAGACAAUUUUGAUGAUCAGUCCAUCGAUGACAUUGGGCUUCUGGACUCUGUUGAUAGAAGAAUAAUUUUCAAAUUGCCGGACUUUUAAUAGAAGCCAUUAAUGAGAUGAGAGAAAUUCUUAAGCGGGGUGGGGGGUAGUUUUUGUUUUUUUAUUUGAGAUUCAGGUUUGUUAAUUGGGUUGUGUUGAUUCUUGAACAUUUCCAGUCCAGUGGAUGGAGAUUGGGGGGAAUUGGCCAUGUAGAUUGUAGAACAACUACUACUAUUUGUAUAUUAUUUUCAUCUAUUUGUAAUACCUUGUUCAUCUUCAAUUUUUUUUUCUU